AAUGCACUUGGCCACCGCGGCUUUUCCUCCACGUUACGCAGCAGGAAAAAGAAACAGGAGAGGAAAAGGCACUACGACACGCCCCGUAGCUAUCGCUGCUCCUUGAAACCCUGUCCAACGACACGACAAGACACAAUUCGGGAUGAGCAUGCCGGCGCGACCACAGCCGUUCUGCAGUUGGCGCAUUCAUGUUUGGCUGACAGCCAAACGUUGAGUCAGGCUUCCAGGGAAAUUCUCUGGUGUUCUAGCUGAAUGCCAUUCACCAAGGGUCGAGCCCUGCUAUAGUAGGAGACCGAUAAAAGAAAGACGGUCCCGUGUCAACCGCAACCGCCGGCGUCUUUUGAAAAUACGGCCCCGUCCAAGCUCAGUAACACACUUCCACAGCAUGAACGACACAGGCUUCCAGUCAUUUUCUCUCCUCGUCUCCCUAGUCAAAACCCGGUACACCGAUGCGUGCCUGAUCCCGCAUGUUCGUGACACCUCGUUCACCACCUAACAGCGCCUCAUGCAUUUACCUCGCUUCGACGGUUCCAAAAUGAUCCAGGCCGUGGAUGAGCCGAGAUCAUCACAAGCCCAAAAGGGCGGGUUUCGAUGACGGCCUUGCCAAAUGCAGCCAGCGUCAACCAGCACCACUCUGGCAAUUUGAACGAACGGUCUGAACGAACGGUCUGAACGAACGGUCUGAACGAACGGUCUCUGCCCCCAGUCCAGUGGUGCAUGGACGACCCUCGAUCGGAAAUCAAGUAGCCCCAAGGCCGGUUCAUAACUGGAUGCUGCUACCUGACAAUGAUGUUCCAGUCUCUGAAAUCCGAUGGAUCAUAAUUAGGCCAUUAAACUCGUCUGCGCACAGUCGCCCGAGCGAACCGCGCGCAAAACGCUCUCAAUCACCUCUCGGUUCUCGGCCAACUCGACUGACCGCCUUUCCCCUUUCGGUCGGCUUCGAGACGACACGCCAUCUUUAUGACUCUUUAGCACUGGGGCGGCGGACUUGCACAUGCCCGGCGCAAGCGCUCUCCAAAACGACAAGGCCAGAUACGCCUGGCCUCGCUGGGACGGGAUGGACAGAUCUUCGUUGGAAACAAGCUGUUUUGCCUACUGCAGUUAGUCGGAGUUGACACUCGGGGCCAGACGGACGUAGACAGUUGGCGGUGGCGGGCGCUCGCAGGCGGAACAUAACCUUGUGUCAAAGCCUGUCUCCGUAGCCGCCCAAAGCAGCGGCCGCUCAGCCAAGGGUGGUCCCUCGUGAAGCGAAUGGCUCCAGACCUUGCUUGUGCUGCUUGUCCUACCGGACCUCUGCAGCUCGAAAUCCUACAGCCGGCGGGUACUCCUUCAGCACACCAAGGUCUCAGGUCCUGGUUCUCGGGGAUCGUCACUCAUCACACACCCAAUGUGAGACUCGGGUCUCGCCUCGUCUCGAUCAAAACUCCGAGUAUCAGCCACACCGCUGGAAUGUGGAGGGAUCGCGGCUCUGGAGAUUACCCAGUUGAGACGGGCAGCUCAAGUCACUACAAUCGCCUCCUACUCGUCACCGACGCUUUGAGCGCUGACACGUUGGGAUGAUGAGCUCGUCUCUCGUUGGCACCCCUGCGGCACCGAAUUGGAGUUUUGGGGCCGCUCACCAUCGCCACCGUGCCGGUCCACAUACACGAACCGCCACGCGGAGUUGCCAGUCUCUUCCGAAGGCCCUGCGGGGGAUGGCACAAGUUCUUGUGAGAGACGCGGCCACGGGCGGCGAUCUAACAUCAUGAGCGAAUCCCUUGAAGUGCAUGAGAUUUUCAUCCUGGCUUCCCCGUCACGGCACGGCUCAGUCGAUAUUCCAUGCCAUUUGGCUGACCGGUUGGUUGCCGGGCUUGCUGGAGGCGGGGUCGGGCAGGUAGUGUCCAGGGCUGAAUCAAAGACAGCGCUCACCAGCUAGGGCCACUAGAUGUAAUGCUAGAUAAAGACCGAUGCGCACGUUGCGACGACACCCAUAUGCAUGGCUUAUCCCGUGCUACGAACUCCCGGAAACAUGUUCACAUCGGUAUUGGGCCGAAUGUCUCAAGUAACGUUCAACUGGCGAUCGAAUGGAAAAAGUGGGGAUCACAACCUCACAACCUCACAACAGAUGUGAGCGAGCUCAAGAUGAAGGGUGGGUUUGGUAGAAGUAGCAAGUAGAGACG
Colletotrichum destructivum is the source of this 2159-nucleotide messenger RNA. RefSeq lists its product as uncharacterized. The record is from RefSeq and is a predicted model, not a curated record. The coding region runs from base 1252 to 1560 and encodes 102 amino acids. The transcript has a single exon. NCBI's taxonomy places the organism in Eukaryota, Fungi, Ascomycota, Sordariomycetes, Glomerellales, Glomerellaceae.